AGCAUGACCGCCAUCGGGGCGCAGGCACAGAGGCUGCUGGCGCACCGGAGACCGCAGAAAUCCUUCUUUGAGACAUUCAUCAGGAGCCUGAUCAUCUUGUGUGUGGCGAUAGCGGUGGUCUUGUCAUCCAUCUCCAUCUGCGAUGGCCGCUGGCUCUUCGCAAGGGGGCAGCUCUUCGGACUGUGGCACUUCUGCACCGUUAGCAACGGCAGCGUCCUGAAGUGCAUCACGGACCUCAGCCUGGCCCAGGUGGAGGGGCUGAGCGUGGGGGUGAUUCCCAUAAGAAGCAUGGUGUCCUUUGCCGUUGUGGUCGCCAUAUUUGGCCUGGAGCUGCUGAUGGUGUCCCAAGUCUGCGAGGACGCCAAUGCAAGACGCAAGUGGUCAAUGGGCUCGGUUCUCAUCCUCGGCUCGUUUUUGCUGUCGGCCACUGGCGUUCUGAGCUUCUCCAUCCUCGUGAAGGAUCACCUCACCUUCACGGGCUUCACGCUGACGUACUGGUGCGAGUUCAUCGCUGCCUUUCUCUUCUUCCUUAACGGGAUCAGUGGACUUCACAUCAACAGCCUCACGCACCCCAGGAACAGGGUAGGCAAAAUCUAAGUGCAAAGGAUGUACCUCUGCCUUUGUGUAAUCAGCUUUGCCAAUUAGACUGGAAAAAAGGGAGUCUAAUGAAGUUUGAAAAGGACACCGUGUCUUAAAUUGUGUGCAAGGAGAGGAGGCAUGAAUCAGUCUUGAUGCCUGUAGAAGACAUACCCACCCACCGGUCAGCAUGGAGGGCUGCGCAACACGAGCAGAGACUGGGACUGGCUGCCGCUGCAAUGCGGUUUUCUGGAGGAGUGGAUUAAAGAAGAGGGUGUCUCAUUAAUGGGUGGCAGACUGCAGUCUACACAAGUGGGCUGUUCUGAGGCUUACACAAAGCCUGUACUGCUAUGGGUUUGGUGUUGCUAUGCUUUUCCCCGUACUCUGGAGCCUGUGAAGAGUGUGGCACAACUUCGGUGUGUCUUACGGCUUUGCUCUGUCUCAGGGACAGAAGCUUUGUGCCUGGCCGUGCUCACUGGCGUGAAGUACUGAAAAUCUUCACUGGAUCUUGCUCCUCCAUUUCUCUUUCAAAAGAGAAGGCACACAGAUCUUGAUCUGGUCACCCCUUUUGUUUCCCGCUGGCACAUUCCCUGUAUCUGUCCUUUCCUCUGUGAGUUUUUCCAGGACGCUUCUGACAGAGGUGCAGGAGAUGUAGCUGUCUUGGGGGCCAAGGGCAGGCACUGGGUGAUGCAGGUGUACUGGGAAGGGUUGUGAUGCCUUGGGCAGCAGUACAUAUUCCUGUGCUCGCAGCCUCUCCCCACUGUCACUGCUCCUCUGCCACCCCUGUAGGACACAUGCCAGUUGGUCACCCAAACUGGCGCUCUCACGGCCCUUGCAACUGUAAUGGGGCAUUGCUCUUCCUGGUUUCUUUUUUGUCCCUUUGGGGAAAGAGGGACAAGCUCUGCAGGGGCUUUAGGUGGGCGUUGUGGCUGGGCAGAUCAUGCUGAGACCACUGCACCUUCUGGGGUGUGUUUUGGUUGUCAGGGUUUCCUGCUGGGGCAAUGGGAAAUCUGAUUAUCCUGUAGCUGAGAGUCUCCUGUAGCAUUUCUUCUGGGAGGAGGAAGCUCUAGAUCCUCCUGACCAGACCAAGUCCUUUUCUUCCCCUGAUUAACAGUGGGCCUGGGAGGAGAAGCCGCCCAUGAUUGCCUAGGGAGGGGCUGAUGGGGCAGCUCUAAUCUGUCACAGCUGGUGGAAAUACAAAGAGACUUGGCCAACAUUAUAUCCUGCCAAUGCCUGAGUCAAGGUCUCUCAAAUGGCUGCAGCUUUGAAGUUCCCCAUGGUGUCUGAUAUAAAAGAAGACCUCAGCAGGAGACCUUGGAGGCUGGUUGCCCUACAUGUGUCCUCCCUGUCCAACAUACAGCACUCAGUUGCCCACAGAUAAAAAUGUCUUCAGACUGUUUCAGGGUUUCUGGUUUAAUGUUUGUUUUGUAUCUGCUGGUAAAGCUGCCUGUAUUUUUGUUUUAGGACAAAUGUUUCUACAUGUUUCAUCUCUGUAGCUUGUCUGAUAGCUGUUGAGCAAGGUUUUCAUUUCCUGUGCAGCAAGUUUGACACAAUUUUUCACCUGAAACAAAAGCAUCAUAGCACAAAGGCCAAGAAGGCUGUGUAGGCGAGCCAUGAGUAAACAGCUUUGUCUUAAGUCCUGCCUGAGCAUACAUCCACACUUGCUGAAUGUGCUCCUGUGGACUCACUUGCCUUCAUGAGGACAGUCUCCAUUCCUUCUCAGAUAUCCAUAACUUUUUAAGACAACACUCCUAAGCCUGUUUUGCGAUGCAGUUUCAGAUCAGGCUUGCUCUGGACAGUGCCAGUUGUGCUUUUGCACAUGAAUCUGCCCGUCUUUCUGGUGAGAAAAUGCACAGAGCUGUGCUACCCAGCCAGCUCCUGAAGCUCUUGCAAUAUUUGGGGCUCUGUCAGGGUUUCUUGACUUGCUCUCAAGGACAAGGACUUAUGCCCUUAAUCUGCCUCUGGAAAACGGCACUGUGAUGGUGUCUCUCUUUGUGAAGGUGCUUUUGAUUUGCUGAAUCGCACUGUUGAAGACAUGCUAGUGGGCUGAACUUGCAGAUGCUUGUGUGAACAGUGCUGUUGGCUUUAGCAGAGCCACUUACCCCAGAGAGUUUGCAAGGUCCAGUCCCAGACUGUUGCACUUUGGUGUUACCAGGUGGUCAAGUGCCUUAACUAACCAAUAAAUCAGUUGUGGUGCCUUGGGGUGCCCAUGCCAGGCAGGACAGUUGCCCUACACGAGGUUAAGGGUGUCCGUGGCUUGUAUAGAAACAUGGGUGUAACUUUGGAGUGCCUUCUUGGUGACAUCCAAAACUGGAGAUCAAUUCUGCAUGUAGUCCCUUUUGUGCUAGUGGGAGGCUGUGCCCCCAGCCCCUUCCCUGGGGGAAGGCAGCCGAAGCCAGACUGAGUCCCAGGCUGGUGCCUCCCGCUCGGGUUAAAGGGAGGCAGUGGACAAUUGGCCAUUGAGUUCACCCAAGACUUGGUGCAAUUGUGAAUGAUUUUAAGAUGCCCUCUGCUAGCUGAAGAAGAGGCCUUUUGUUGGGGGUAGGGAAUCCUCUAGGGAAAAUACAGUAACUUUUUUCUAACUGGCUUUGUAUAGUACUGCUUGACUUACUAAUGCUGGGAGAAGAUGCAUUUUGAUGGCUAAAUAUUACGAAACAGGGCUGAUUGUCUCGGAGACAUCCUUAUAUACAGCAACCUGUGCAGCAAUGGGUAACUGUUCAUUUUCUGAAGCCUGUGGAAG
This is a messenger RNA of Gymnogyps californianus (California condor), 3316 nucleotides long. It is a transcript of the gene TMEM37, whose product is annotated as transmembrane protein 37. The transcript is spliced from 2 exons. Gene Ontology annotation, cellular component: membrane. Gene Ontology annotation, molecular function: calcium channel activity; voltage-gated monoatomic ion channel activity. The coding region runs from base 4 to 597 and encodes 197 amino acids. The record is from RefSeq and is a predicted model, not a curated record. Lineage: Eukaryota; Metazoa; Chordata; Aves; Accipitriformes; Cathartidae.